AUGGCGGAUGAUGAAACGACAGCUGAAACGGAGGGUGAAUUCGAAAAUUAUCCCAGUGUGGUGUAUCCACAUUUACAAGAACUUGAAAGAACGUUCUUCGAGAUUGUUGCCAGUGGAAGUGUCGCCGAAGUGCGAUUAUUUCUAGAAAAGCAGCCAGAUUUCAAUAUAAACGCUAUUAAUUUUCAAUUUGGCGCUUUGUUCUCUCAGGGUGUUAGCGCACUUCACAUCGCAGUCGGUGAGAGAAACGUGGCGAUGGUCGAGUAUCUGUUGUCUCAUCCGGAUAUUGACCCGGGUGACGCGCAUCUACACGCAAUCAGAGAUAAUCAAACCAGGAUCGCUAUACUGAUAUUGAACAAGCUGAAUGAAUUGACGCCGGGGCUGGAAUAUGCCGGCGUCACUCACAGUCCUGAUUUUCCAGACGAUACAACCCCUCUCGCUGUGGCGGCGCAAUACGGACAUUUCGAGAUGAUUGAUAUGCUCAGGUUCCGACGUCACAUUCUACAGAAACCUCAUCCGCCCAGUUGCAACUGCGAUAAAGUUUGCAAGUACGCUAUAUACGGAGUAAUAUACACGGAAUGCAAAUACAGAAGUUGGAUGAUGUCUUUUAUCCUUAUAUUUAUUUUAAUACUUUAUCGUUAUGUACGCAGACCGGAAAGAGAGAGAGCUGAUAUCCUGACCAUCGAGAAGAUGAGAUUGUUUUUAUAUAACGCGGUAUCGAAUCCGGCGUACAUCUGCCAAACUGAAGAAGACCCGAUACUGAAAGCUUUCGAAUUGUCCGCUGAGCUUAGCAGAGAAGCGUCAUUCGAUAAGGAAUUUUAUCCCGACUAUAAAGCGCUAUCCAGUGUUAGUGAGACUUUAUUUUAUUUUUUUACUUCAAAUUCAUUAGAUAAUCACCAAUCUUUAAUUAGCAAAGUUAUUAAAUUCAUAACAGAAGUCAAAAUAUUCUUAUUAUUAAGAUUUUAAUUACAUCUGCGAUGUACUAAAAUAUGUUUCUUAUUUAACUAUAAAAACCUAAUAGUCUACUAUUUUAUGAUAAAGGAGGUAUCCCAAUUCGCUACAGAUUUGAUCGGAUGUGCUCGUAAAGCCGAGGAAGUCGAAUGUGUACUAAAACAGAUCGCUGGUUUUGGUCGCACUUCUAGUUUCAUGUAUCCACGACUUUUGCUGGCUCUGGAUUAUAAACAAAAAACUUUCGUAGCCCAUUCAAACGUGCAACAGGUACUCGUUGAAAGUAAAUGGAUUGGCACUUGGCACGAAUGGAAGGUCAGAAGUACAUGGCUAAAGUGCCUAUCUGUAAUCCCGCAGAUUGGCAUGCUACCAGUCAUGGCGCUCGUCAUGUUGUUAACGCCAAACUCGAAACGAGCGAAGUUCUAUGAAAUCCCAGUUAACAAAUUUCUCUCCUCCGUAGCAAAUUACCUAAUAUUUCUCACAUUCGUGUUUUUGCAAUCACGCAGCGACAAAACCGAGCAGUUUCGUGGACCACCAAAUACUGGCACGUAUGAGCUUGUCAUGCUCGUGCUGUUCAUUCUGACGUUUAUUUUCUGGAUAGUUGCCGCGUUGGACGUUAGAAUAAACGGUCAACGUGACUUAGAAAGAAAAUAUUGGCACAAAUACGAUCCGACUUUAAUAGCGGAGGGAAUUUUCUGUCUUGCGACGAUCAUGGCAUUCUUUAAGCUGUUAUUUAUCUGCCAGCUAGACUACGAUCUCGGACCUCUGCAACUUUCAUUAGUUAAGAUGAUUAGAGACGUCGGUCACUUUGUCGCAAUAUUUGGUAUCAUUAUUAUGGCCUUCACAGUUGGACUAUGCAAACUUUAUCAGUAUUAUAAUGGGAUGGUGCAAACUGAUGACGAGUCGAAAUUAAAGACCGAGCAAGAAAGUUCCUUUGUUGACUUCAAAUCAACUCUAAAAACUCUCUUUUGGGCCGUCUUCUGUAUGAGCCCGGUAGAAAGCGCCGACGUGAUCAUCGAAAAUCUUCCAGGUGAAAGGGAAUCCGAGACAAUAAUCAACUACCAUAGCUUCACUGAGUUUAUCGGUUAUCUUUCUUUUGCCAGUUUCGAAUUUAUAUCCGUGAUAGUCGUUUUGAAUAUGCUAAUUGCAUGUAUGGCAAACACCUUUACCAGAGUGACUGAUAACGUUAAUGUAGAGUGGAUUUUUGGCCGAACUGAGGUCAGUGAAUUCUCGUACAUUUUGCUGCAGGAAGAUUUAGAAGAGAAAAAGGACGAGCGAUUCGCGGAAGUUAUGGCGUUACUGGUGCAACGUUACUUUCGUCAACGCGAAAAGAAGAUGGAAGAAACGGACGUGCAAAAAUUGAGAAAAGAAUUGAUGGAAUUUAGUAACAUCCUGAAAGAGGCUCUUAGUCCGUCUUAAAAGAGUGCUUAAAAAUUACAUUAAUUUACAAAAAAGGCAACGGAAGAGAUACUUUACAGUUACAUUAAAUCUGACAUCGUCAUCGACCGGAGAAAGGACUAGAGAAAUCGCGCGAAAUCGAUAUGAGAUCAAAUUUAUUCCGUGAUGACAUUGAUGAAUUAUUUCCGAGAAUUUAUUCUCUCCUCUUUUAUAAUAGACGUAGACACGUAAACGGAAAAAAUAUUUUACACUAGGGACGCACCUAUGCGUGCGUGUGUAUACGUUAUAUUUUUCAUGAUCUUGUUACGCGCUAGGUUUUAGAUUUCACCGCACGUUCUGGCAGUCUUCGUUAAUAAUUUGCGGACGACAAUACGCACGUGGCGUCGGAAACAAACUAACGAAGCUUAUUAAAUGUAUUACACAUAUGUAUAUUUGUGCAUUUAAUUUAUCUCUGUAGCUGUCGUUAAUAGAAACCGUUAUUUAACUCUUUGUGCACUUCAUUUCUUCUUAAAAAUAUACGUAUUUUGUAUAAAAAUCUACGCUAAUAUUCUACAUUUCAAGUUUAAUGUACAUCAUAACUCGCGUAAUAUAAAUAUCGCUAUUUGCAAUAUACCGCAAUAAUAUUUGCAAUACCACUGUAUACGUGAAACUACUCCGUUUAAUGAUAUUUUUUCGAACAGAAUUGUACAAAUGUAAUUUAUCGAUAUUUUUAGUAUAAUUUGAACUAAAAGAGUAUGUUAAACAUUCCUUACUUGGAAAAGCGAAAAAAGCUUUUAGGAAGAGAGCUGCUUGCUAAAGAUUUCUAUAUAUUAUACAGAGAUGGGGUGGAACGGGGGAGAAGGGAUGUGAGUGAGAGAAGAGAGGAGCUUGAGAGGAUGCGCACUGUACGAUGAAGCAUUCGCUGUCACAGUUUGCACGCGACUCUCGCGCUGUAAACAGUACGAUAGUGUCUCAGAAAUUUGUCUGUGUCAUUCGUGUCAUUAAAUUUCAGUGCUUCCUUCCUACUAACAAAUCCUUCUUGCAAUAAAACCUUAAUGACUGUCAGCUUUCUUACUCAAUUAACGUGACAAUGCGUUGAAUGAUUGCGAGUUUAACAAUAAAGCCCGUAUAUUUGCCAAAGUUAAAUAUCAUUUUGUAAUUCAUCAUAUAUAGUAAAUUUUACGAGAAAAUGAAUUCACUUAAUCGCUGCAGUUUACAAAAACUUUAAGUGAGCAUGAAGUGUUUUGGUCAAGUUUCAAAAAUGAUCAGCAGAUUGGUGUACAGAGUUUUAUGUUUUUUACUUCGAAAAGAUCGCUGCGUUCGAAAUGUGGAAUUAUUCAAGCGCAAUGAAAGCGAGACGCUUUGAGAUACCAAAGGGGAAAGAGGAAAAAUCCAGUGCUAUUCCAUUUGUCGAUUCCAAGGUGAAUGAGGGCGAGGUGAAGUUCAAUGACGCGCAUGAAUCGGAUAUUCUGCGUCUACAGACCGU
This is a messenger RNA of Ooceraea biroi (clonal raider ant), 3808 nucleotides long. Its product is annotated as transient receptor potential protein. Gene Ontology annotation, biological process: calcium ion transmembrane transport; regulation of cytosolic calcium ion concentration. Gene Ontology annotation, molecular function: store-operated calcium channel activity; inositol 1,4,5 trisphosphate binding; protein binding. Gene Ontology annotation, cellular component: plasma membrane; cation channel complex. The record is from RefSeq and is a predicted model, not a curated record. NCBI's taxonomy places the organism in Eukaryota, Metazoa, Arthropoda, Insecta, Hymenoptera, Formicidae.